Molecule: messenger RNA, 1040 nt
Organism: Protopterus annectens (West African lungfish)
Lineage: Eukaryota; Metazoa; Chordata; Ceratodontiformes; Protopteridae
Gene: RARRES2
Product: retinoic acid receptor responder 2
Exons: 4
Coding region: 67-555 (162 amino acids)
Biological process (GO): regulation of lipid catabolic process; inflammatory response
Molecular function (GO): signaling receptor binding
Source: RefSeq, a predicted model, not a curated record
GUGUGCCACAGAGGGUCUGUGUAGAACAUAAAUAUUAGACUUUUCUUACUGGGCAAUCAAGAAAGGAUGAACUUGCUAGACAUUUUAUUUUUAGUUGUGGUGGCUUCUUCAGCCACAGCUGACCAGAAUCUGGACACUGUGUCUGAAUUACAAAACAAAGCACUGGAUAUUGCUGUUGAAUAUUUCAACCAGCACCAUUUGCCUCGCUUUGCAUUUAAGCACCAUCAAACUGAAUCUGCUACAAAUGAGAUGUCUGGAAGUGACACAAUCUUACAACUUCGAUUCACAGUAAAACAGACUAUGUGCAGGAGAGAGAAUUUCAACAAGAACAAAUGCAAAUUUAUGCCAUUAGGAAGAAAAAGAUACUGCCAUGCUUGUUUUAAAUUCGAACACAACAGACUGGAUGUACCAUUAAAAUAUGUGGAUUGUGUUCCUGAAAGUCAUCUCACAAAGGAGAGAGAAAAUCAAAGGCAAAACGCAUGCAAUAUACUGAUGAUGCCACCAGUGGAGGAAGUUCAUCAUAUUGGUUCAUACUCGUUCAUGAGGAGUUCAUAACUUAAUCAGUGAUAUCAGUAUACUGGCAAAGAUGAAAAUUCAUUUAUUCCACAGAACCUGGUAGAUGCCAGCAACAUUUAAAUUCAAAAAGUCAAUCAACACUGUAAUUACAAUUUAUUAUAAGGAUCUCAGAAAUGUUGCAAUCUUAUUCUAAUUACUUCAGAAAUCUAGUGUCUGCUUACUUAUUAUCGUAUCUGCAGUGUAACUACAAAAAUAGGUAAAAAGCAAUGUGUUAUUUACUUUCAGGAUUCAUUAUUUAAGUGCUACGAUAAUGUGACGCUUUGUAAAAUGAUUCUUUAUUUCUUUCAGAAGGUUGUGCAACACGGAAAGUUGUGGAAUGCUUGUUGCAUUAUUGAGUUCAGCAAGUUAGAAAUUAUCAGCAUCAUUGUGUUAUUUAGCAGAGAAUUGUUGUCAAUAACAAAGUACUGUAAUGAAGGCUAUCGUAUUGUUUCAUUUUGAUUACGUAAUUAAAAAGUAAGAAUUUA